AUGAUCGCGCUAGUUCUUAGAGAUAUUCUCAAUACUGCACCGUCUGGACAGAGAGCCGGAGACAUGCGGUGCCUAGAAUUGCUGGACAGGGGUGAAGCAUUCCCGCAGUAUCAGAAUGGGUACGGAAAUCCUCAGGGAUUGGGGUAUAUUAGCUCGGUUCUGGAUUCAUGUACCCAGCUGGACGAGAUUGUUGGUCGUGGCCGGAACAUCUUACUUGUUGGGCAUUCGCUAGACUUAAGCUCAGUCGUCGCGGUCAGCUUGCGCAAAAUUGCGGCCGACAUCACUGAUAGCGAAACUGUGCUAUCUCGAAUGGAACGCAGUGUAGAUCUACUCGCAGAAAAUCCUGGGAACGGGGAAGUGAUAUAUGGAGUGACUACUGGAUUUGGAGGGAGUGCCGACACUCGUACCAACAACUAUGCCGCCCUCCAGCAGGCAUUGAUCCAGCACCACCAUUCCGCCGUGGUUCUGCCUGGAGACCGAGAGUCCGGAGCAGGCUCAACGCGCCUGCAAAGUUUGAAAUGUCAUGCAAUGCCCAUUCCCAUUGUGAAGGCGGCGAUGUUAAUUCGAUGCAAUUCCUUACUGCGAGCAUAUUCGGCCGUUCGCAUUCAGGUUGUUCGGAAUAUUCUUGCCCUCCUCGCUCACGAUAUGACACCAGUUGUACCGCUGAGAGGAAGCAUUUCCGCUUGCGGGGAUCUCACACCUUUGGCCUACAUCUGUGGGGUGAUAGAAGGGAAUCCUGAUAUAGCAAUGAAUUGCGGGGAGGGCCAGAACCAUCGAAUCAUCCCCGCCAGCCAGGCUCUCCAAGAAUCAAUUCGCUUCCGGAUACCCAAGGAAUCAAUGACCCGAGCGUUGUGGGGAUUCGAGGUGCACGGAAGUAGUUUGAUCGUGCAGCAAAGAUAUAAACAACUAUGA
Messenger RNA from Penicillium robsamsonii, 912 nucleotides. Its product is annotated as Phenylalanine ammonia-lyase. Bases 1 to 912 code for a protein of 303 amino acids. Gene Ontology annotation, molecular function: ammonia-lyase activity. The record is from RefSeq and is a predicted model, not a curated record. The transcript has 3 exons. Lineage: Eukaryota; Fungi; Ascomycota; Eurotiomycetes; Eurotiales; Aspergillaceae.